AUGCCCAUUUUCCCUCUGUUUAUCUGCUUCUUCAUGGACAGCUUUUGCAUCUGUGAUAGAGCUACCUGGACAAAGGUUGGAUGGGAGAUUUUUCCAGAAGAAAUACCUUAUCUGAAAGUUCCGCUUCCGCCAUCCCACUGUCUCCCUUACCCUCUGGACAGACUCUGCUGCAAUUUUGGCAACAAAGACACCCUCUAUGGCUGCCUGCAACUCAUUUACAUUUCCCUGGAAGCUCUGGGUCUAAUCCUGCUUGUCCUGUCAGUGCACUACCUGUGGAUGAAAUGGAAGAAACACAAAAAAAAGCUGGAAACAACACAGGCUGCCCCAGAAACCCCGAGCAAAGCCGAGAACCAGUCCUCCUACGACAUUGACCAGAUCCUCUGCAAACUGGUAGCUACGACAUCCAUGAUGACCAACUACCUGAACCAGGUCUUCGCCCGCCCUCCGGCCAAGAAGGGCAAGAGCCGCAAAGGGCGAGGGAAAAAAACGAAGGAGAAGGAGCCCGCGGAGCCCAAGGCGUCCACGUGCAAAUGCAGUGCACCCCCAUAUGAAGAUUAUGCAAGAAACCUCCUGACGGAACUAAUGUAA
Molecule: messenger RNA, 588 nt
Organism: Sorex fumeus (smoky shrew)
Lineage: Eukaryota; Metazoa; Chordata; Mammalia; Eulipotyphla; Soricidae
Gene: TEX50
Product: testis expressed 50
Exons: 2
Coding region: 1-588 (195 amino acids)
Source: RefSeq, a predicted model, not a curated record